This is a messenger RNA of Sinocyclocheilus rhinocerous, 1329 nucleotides long. RefSeq names its product GTP binding protein 3, mitochondrial (gene gtpbp3). Gene Ontology annotation, molecular function: protein binding; GTP binding. The record is from RefSeq and is a predicted model, not a curated record. The coding region runs from base 1 to 1329 and encodes 442 amino acids. The transcript has 8 exons. NCBI's taxonomy places the organism in Eukaryota, Metazoa, Chordata, Actinopteri, Cypriniformes, Cyprinidae. Gene Ontology annotation, cellular component: mitochondrion; cytoplasm. Gene Ontology annotation, biological process: tRNA methylation; tRNA wobble uridine modification.
AUGCACUUGGUUUCUGUUGGAGUGAGUGAUAGGCACAGUAAAGGUGACUGGUUUGUGUUUGGCAGGUCUCUUCCAGGGAAAAGGCUCUUGUGUUCUGUUAGGUGGGAGGAUGACUCUGUCUUCGCCCUGUCGUCGGGUCAGACUCAGGGCAGGUGUGGGGUGGCGGUGGUUCGGGUCAGUGGUCCGGCAUCAGCGCUCGCUGUCCGCAGCCUGACCCGGGGUCUCCCCGCUGCUCGCACCGACAGCCUCCGCAGCAUCACACACCCUCAGACCAGAGGGCUGCUGUACCUGUGGUUUCCAGUCAGGUCCGAUGGUCCUGGUAGUUUCACAGGAGAGGACAGUGCAGAGUUUCACAUUCACGGGGGUCCUGCUGUCAUUAGUGGAGUCUUACAAGCACUUGGGAGUUUGCCAGGUCUGUGGCCUGCAGAAGCGGGUGAGUUUACCCGACGGGCGUUCUAUGCUGGAAAAUUGGACCUUACUGAAGUAGAGGGUCUAGGUGACCUGAUCCAUGCAGAGACAGAAGCACAGAGGCGACAGGCUCUCCGACAGAUGGCAGGAGACCUGGGCCGCAUUUAUCAAGACUGGAGUGUUCGGCUUAAACGAGUGAUGGACGCAGCUGUUCGGCAGCUGCAGACUGAUGUGGAAAAUCACCUUUCGGAUCAGCGGAGAGGAGAGCGUCUGCGCAGCGGCGUUCAGGUGGGCAUCGCCGGAAGCACCAACGCGGGCAAGAGCAGCCUGCUUAACAUCUCAGCGUCCUGCUGCUAUAGUGUCUCCCACAGCCGGGACCACCAGAGAUGUCGUGGAGGUCCCGUUGGAUAUCGGGGGUAUCCCGUGCUGCUGAGUGACACAGCAGGUCUACGGGACACCACAGACAGCGUGGAGCAGGAGGGCGUCCGGCACGCCCGUCAGCGUGGACACUUGAAGAGUAUCCUUGAGCACUCAUCUCACAGGAGGGAGUGCAUCCUGAUUCUCAACAAAAGUGACCGCAUCUCUGCCGAGCACAAGCGCAGCAUCCAGGCGGCCCUCGAGGAGGCUGGUGAUGUUCCUCCUGCUUGCUUUUUGUCAUGCCACACCAGAGAUGGCCUGGAGGAUCUCCUAUGUGGUGACCCACUGAUCAGCAGCCCGAGUCUGACACAGAGCCGACACCGGACUCACCUGCAGAAGAGCGUGGAGGCUUUGCAGCAGUACUAUCAGUACAGGGAUGUGGACCUGGUGCUGGCGGCAGAAGGGCUUUGUUUGGGCCUCACCAGCCUGGGCAGGAUCACUGGUAAAGUUGGUGCUGAGGAAAUUUUAGACAUCAUUUUCAAAGACUUUUGUAUUGGGAAAUAG